AUGUCACCGCCCCCGAGUAUACCUUCCGCAGAACCAACUAUCCUCUUCCGGCCCUCCAAGAAACGCAAGAUCUACCGCCAGCGUGCAACCUCCCAGGAACCAGAUGUUCCAACGCCAUCUGCGCCCGAAGCGCAAAGUCUCGAUGAGUUGAUCAGCAGCACAGCGCAGGAGGCGGAAGUCGAAGGAGUGCAGGUGCCCAUGUCUGAGAUAUUGCGACUUCGCAAGCAGAGGAAAGGGAAAGGAGGGGUUGUGUUUGGUGUUGAUUCUAGCUCCCGUGCUGAUAGAGAGGAGGGGCGAGAAUUAGCUAUCAGAGCGCCAGAAGAAGAAAAGGCAGAAGAGGGUUUAGAAAGUAAUGGAGGUGUGGUGAGGAAGUUUGCGCCCCAGACAGGGACGAUAGGUGAUGUGGAUAGGCAUAUGAUGGCUUAUAUAGAUUCUGAGCUGGCCAAACGUCGUAUCUCUGAAGGUUCCCAACCUUCUGCUGCAGCUGGAUCUAUAUCGUCGUCGAUAGAACGCGCAACGAUUAAUUCGAACAAGACUGGCGAGGUUAAUAGACAGCCUGCGGCGCUCGGCAAGAUACUGGAAGUUGAUCUUGGUGAUGAGGUUAGGAGUAAGAAUGUUGCACGUACAAACAGAUUGUUGAAUGGAGAAGAGGUGGAGGAUGGUGUGCAGCGGAAGCCAGCCAAGGUACGCCUGGGAAGAGAUGGGAAACCGUGGAGGGGGAGGAAGAGAAGAGGAAGUGAUGAUAUUGCUAGAGAUAAAAUCGUUGAAGAUCUGUUGCGGGAGAACCGGCUUGAAAUAUACGAAGAAACGCCAACUCCACCACCAAAUUCUAACGGUGACCAAGCAGCCGAUGAUGCCCUAGCCGACGCUUUUCUGAAAGACUAUAUGGAUUCGGUAAAAUCAAGACAGCCUAGGGUGCCGCAAGUGGCUAGUACAGCGAAGACGGCGCAAGCUAAGAAGGAAGAAGAGGCGUUGAAGGGACCGAAGUUGGGAGGGAGUAGAAAUGCAAGAGCGGCUAUGAGAGAACAGAUGUUGAAGGAUGCGAGUAAAAAACGGUAG
Messenger RNA from Glarea lozoyensis ATCC 20868, 1059 nucleotides. RefSeq lists its product as uncharacterized. Gene Ontology annotation, cellular component: spliceosomal complex. The record is from RefSeq and is a predicted model, not a curated record. Bases 1 to 1059 code for a protein of 352 amino acids. The transcript is spliced from 3 exons. Lineage: Eukaryota; Fungi; Ascomycota; Leotiomycetes; Helotiales; Helotiaceae. Gene Ontology annotation, biological process: mRNA splicing, via spliceosome.